ACGACUCGGCACUAUGUUCUCAUUUGUCAUCAUGCCAGGAGAGUGAAGGUGGUGUUAGCUAGACACAUUUCAGGCACCUUCGAGCCAAUUUGAAUUAUCGUAACAUCUAUUUCUUUAUCAAUAUUUUUUUGUUUACGUGCACAUCCCGUGGAUGAGAUGCACACACCAUAACUAUAUCUGAAGUGACAAGUCUAUAGACAACGUUGCCCUAGUCCAGGGUUGGCGGGAUGGACGUUUUGGUGGUGGGUGUGCCUGGCAGUGUCUGUUAAGGAAGACCUCGGCGAAGGGGGAUUACGUGUGGCGUUGUCUACCUACUGAUCACCUGACUGAAGAUCUACAUCUCAGUGGGAAGUGGGAAAAAGAUCCCCUUUGAAUUAACCUAGUGAGUUGAGUCAGACCAAGCCUGACCAGGGGACGGUCUCCAGCAUCAUCAAGCUCUGCCGGUCUGUUCACAUAGUAAUGGUGUAGGAGGCGUCCAGCUGGGAGAAGGAGGCGUCCAGCUGGGAGAAGGAGGCGUCCAGCUGGGAGAACUCUUUUAUGGAGCAGGAAGUGAUGCGCAUAUACUCCUCAUCACCACCUGCGAAGGAUGACGAAUCAGGGGGAGAGGAGGAGGAGGAUGACAAUUUGGGGGUUUUCUCCGGGGGCGUGGCCUCUGUUAGGGGUGUGACGGUGUCAUCCAGCCAGCAUCACUCCUUGACGACAGGCCCCGUCCCCCCGACCCCAUCAACAGAUCACUCUGCUGUCAGGAACCCUGCCUUGGCUGAUGCUGGACAUAACAACGGAACACUGACAAGAGGAACCGGAGACCUGAAGAGGCCACAGGCGAUGGACCCAUCUCAACCCGAUUACUCUGUGACUUCAGAAUUCAAGACGGAUCGUUCAGGUUUAGAGGUCAAAGGGCGGCACUGUCACUGUGACCUGCCUGAACGUCCUCUCACCAAUGGUUUAUUUGAGCAGCAUUACCAGGGAACCAUGUCAACAGGUCCUGUACCAGCUGGUCUUAGAGGUCCCAGUCAGGAGUCAGGGUUUGCAGACUUCUCUGUGUUCACCGAACCGGAGAUGGACCUGGAAGCCUGGUGCUGUGGCUUCUCCCACACCGGCACUACGGAACACCAGAAGAACGGCAGGACGAAAGGGUCAAACCUAACCAACGGCUUCUGUGAGGGACACUCCCUAGAGGAGGACACUGAGCAGGAGCCCGGAGGAGAGCCAGACCCUCUGUGUUUGGAAGAACCAGGACACUGUAAACUAACUGGCCUGGAGCCCAUCCUCCCAUCUCAGGGCCUCUCUGCCCCCCAAGAGAGGUUCCCUGCUGGGGGUGAGGAGCUGGGAGGACCAGGUGAAUCUGGGAACAGGACAUCCAGUACCAGCUGGCAUGGUACCCUCAGAUCACUUACACAGGACCCAGAACUGGGAGCAGGGAGGGAGGAAGAUGACGAGGAGGAGGAGACGGAACCAGAGGAGAGCGUGUCUUCUCUCCCCACCACAGUCAGUGCGUCAGUGAGUGAGGAGUUUGCCUCCUUCUGUGAGGCUGUGUUCCCAGACGCUCUGGAGGAGCUUGGCGACUUUGCAGAGACAGUCUUUGUUCCUUCGUCGCCAGGGGAGAAGGAAGAGAAGGAAGCUGAGAAAGAGGUGGUGGAAAUUGAGGAGAAAGAGGAAACUGAAAAGGAGGUGCAGCAGAGUAACCGCAGGGAAAAUCCAAAGAUGGAGGCCGCAAACUUGGAGAAAAAGGUGAACAAUGGAACCUAUCAGGAGGGAUUUACAGACUUAAGCCAAUCAGAAUCCAUGACACAGGAGGGCUUUUCAAACUUCAAUCAAUCAGUCUCUGAGAACCACAAGGGCUUGGCAGACUCUGACCAGGACAACCCAGACCUGACCCAGACCAACCCAGACCUGACCCAGACCUGUGAGGAUAACAGGGGUGAGGAGUGGGGGGAAGGAGUCCUCCCACCCAGUGACAGCUUUGCAGACUUCCACUCUGCUCCUCUAAAGACCUCCACAGAGGAGCAGGGUGACACCAAGGAGAGCUGUUGGGCAUUUGGAGAACAGAGAGGUCUGUUGGAAAGGGAGUCGUGGGCGGAGUUUGGAGAGGAAAGAAACUACAGGACUGAGGAAGAGGAGGGAAGUGCUUCUGUACGAAGGGAUCGUCUGAAGGCCUCCCUGUCUAUUCGGUUACUGAGGAUCCUCCAGACCAGCUUCCCUUCAGUGACAUUCCCAGAACUGGAUCAGAGUGGGUUGGUGGGCCUUGAGGAAGAUAUGGGGUUAGAGGAGAAGGAACAGAGGAGUGUUGAAUUGGUACCCAGCCUCAGGGUCUUGCUAGAGGCUCUGGACACCCAGCCUGAGGAGGGCAAGACAGAGGAGCCACAACUAUCUACAACCCACUGGGUUCCUAGGGGCGCGUGGCGGCAACCUCAGGACGUCCAUGAUGCCGUGGGCCUGGGGUUCCAGUGGGGCGGUUCCCAUAGCAACAGGGCCCUGCUUCACUGUCUGGGGAUGGACACCUGGAACAUGGAAAUGCUGGAGUCUCACCAGGUGAGAGCAGCCCCAGCUGCAGAGGAAGCUGCUUUCGCAGCACUUCCUGGGUCACAGGACACAACCACCUCCACACAGGUCUUUACCAUGUCGCACCAGUAGAGGGCGAACUGAGGCUCUGAUGUGAAGACUAGGAAUGUUUCCACCUACAGGAGCUCCUGACUCAUCUACAGUAAAACAGACUCACCACUACUUCUCUGACAUGUUCAUAAGUUGGAGCCUUGAAGUCAUUUAGAUCCAUUGAGUUAAAGGGGGAACUUUGAUAAAUCAAGGACACACCUCUGAGCCUCACUGCAGUUUGUUCAUCCUGCCAGCAGGGGGCCACCCAGCCUUUUGUCCUCACUUGAAAGGAGCAGCAGUGGCCUCAGCCCCAACUCUCAGGAUGGUACGCCCCCCUCUCAAGACCUCCUCCUCCAGGGUCAGAGAUGAGUCAGCUGGCUACUACACAUCUCUACUCACUGUCCACCUCUCAUCCAUCUCUCAUAGUUGAAAUGUACCUAUGAUGAUAAUUACAGGCCUCUCAUCUUUUUAAGUGGAAGAACUUGGACAAUUGGUGGCUGACUAAAUACUUUUCCCCCCACUGUAUAUUACCCAAAUAGCCCCUGCUUUCAAAAUUUAUUAACUAGCUGUAUUCUAAACUGGAGACCACGAUUAGUUAAUUUUUAGAGUCAGGUGAGUAAGUGUAGAUGUGUUCACCACUGUCUUUCCCUGUCUCUCUAGUGUAGAUGUGUUCACCACAGCCUUUCCCUGUCUCUCUAAUGUAGAUGUGUUCACCACUGUCUUUCCCUGUCUCUCUAGUGUAGAUGUGUUCACCACUGUCUUUCACUGUCUCUUCAGUUGUCUCUAAUGCUGUGGAAUCCUCAGGUUCUCUGUUCUUCUUCCUUAUCAGCUACCUCAUCCAUCCUGUAUUGAUUCAUGUUCAUUAGUUGUAGUGUUUAUGCUUCAGGACUCAUUCAGUGUUAGUGAAGAGAAACAGUCAUAGAAACACUAGGCCAUUUCAAAUGAAAGACAAAGGAUUGUGUCCCAAAUGGUUCCCUAUUCCCUACAUGUUCCAUAGGACUCUGGUUAAUAUGAGUGUAAUGUAUAAGUAAUAGGGCCCAUUUGGGAUGCACACAUUGUCUUUCUAAAAUCUGUGUUUCUAUUGUUUGAUCAUACUGUUAGAAACAGAGACUUCUGUCCAAAGUGACUUAGUUAGAUUUAACACAUACUGGGGUUCAUGUGAAUUUAACUCUGUGUUGGGGCUCUAGUAAAGGAUUCUGGGAGGUGGAUCCUGGACCCCAUUUUAAGGAUUUCAGCAGAUCAGAGAUUUUCUGUCUAAAGAAAUUCCUCAUUAUUUCACUCUUAGACAAAAUGUACUCUUUUCAAAACAACAGUAAACAUUUUAGAAAUCCUAGAGGAAGCCUGGAUCCUCACAUUUUAUUUGAUUAAAGCUGCUAUUUGCUGGUUUGUUCUAAAGCCCUUUUGUAUCAGUUUUUUCAGUUGUAUUUCCAAGUAAGAUGACUGCAUACAGUAUAUACAGUAGACUAACAGAUCCAUCACUGUGAUUUAUACAGUAUAAACAUAAAAGCAAAAUUUUUUAAGGUCCCCCCAGCCCCAAUCAUUUACAUAUUUCAAGGUUAUUUUAGUGUGAUUGCAAUACACACUUGUCUGAAACUCUGUAAAUACCUGAAUAAACCUCUAAUAUAUUACACUUA
Esox lucius (northern pike) is the source of this 4226-nucleotide messenger RNA. Its product is annotated as aftiphilin. The record is from RefSeq and is a predicted model, not a curated record. Gene Ontology annotation, molecular function: clathrin binding. Lineage: Eukaryota; Metazoa; Chordata; Actinopteri; Esociformes; Esocidae. Gene Ontology annotation, cellular component: trans-Golgi network membrane; AP-1 adaptor complex. Bases 538 to 2634 code for a protein of 698 amino acids. The transcript is spliced from 9 exons. Gene Ontology annotation, biological process: intracellular transport.